AUGCCGUCUAGUCGAGGUGCCCAUGAUUGUGAUGCCCGUGGCCGUGGUGCCCAUGGACAUGGUUCUCAUUCUGCUCCAGCGGUCCGAGUGACUUUUUCUCCACCACCUGAGAUUCCUGUUUCCCCUCUAGAGCCCAUCGUACUUAUUCCUGAGGCUCCCGCCAUACCUGUGCCUCCGCCAGAGGCUAGUGCUACCCCCGCUUAUCUGACGAUUCCUGUAGGAGCUGAGCAUCUCCAGCAGUUGAUGCAGGUCAUCACUGAUGUUCUUCAGACUCGUCAACCCGUUCCUGAGAUGCCCGACCAGGCAGAACAGGAGCGUGCGAGUCCCCUUUUGCGAGAUUCGACUCUGCAGCGAGCUCCGUUAGCGAUAUUUCUACUUCAGGGCGAGGCCAAGUGGACUAGUUCGCAGAGGGAUCGUGAUCAGAGGAGAGGCUGGAAGAGGCAGGCCCCCUGCGGUAGCUCCCGACAGCGUCGACAGCAGCAGAGGUGCAUAGCCUAUCGAGCCGCCAGAGCAUCAGCAUCGCAUGCAGCAGCUUCUUCUUCUAGGGCAUUUACUGGCAUUUGCUAUGGAUGUGGGCAGACAGGGCAUCAGAGGCGCGAGUGCCCUCUUCCCUUGCAGCAGCGACAGUGGCUCCUGCCACCGAGACCCCGACAGCAGCCGAGACUGCAGUGUAAACCUCCACAACAGCAGAGACCGCAGAUGCAGAGGGGACAGACACCUCCCUAG
Molecule: messenger RNA, 726 nt
Organism: Magnolia sinica
Lineage: Eukaryota; Viridiplantae; Streptophyta; Magnoliopsida; Magnoliales; Magnoliaceae
Exons: 1
Coding region: 1-726 (241 amino acids)
Molecular function (GO): nucleic acid binding; zinc ion binding
Source: RefSeq, a predicted model, not a curated record